Eimeria acervulina is the source of this 1230-nucleotide messenger RNA. Its product is annotated as elongation factor Tu, putative. Gene Ontology annotation, cellular component: mitochondrion. Gene Ontology annotation, biological process: mitochondrial translational elongation. The coding region runs from base 1 to 1230 and encodes 409 amino acids. The transcript is spliced from 7 exons. Lineage: Eukaryota; Apicomplexa; Conoidasida; Eucoccidiorida; Eimeriidae. Gene Ontology annotation, molecular function: translation elongation factor activity; GTPase activity; GTP binding. The record is from RefSeq and is a predicted model, not a curated record.
AUGGUGUUACGGGGUUUGCGGCUGCGGGGGGAAUCCCCCGGUUGUGUUUCUCCCUUUUUGCCGUUUGUUUCUUCUCGCAUUCUUUGUACCGCUCGUUUGUGUUUCUCUCGCGGCCUAGCUGUAGGAACAUUUGAACGUUUAAAGCCGCAUUUAAAUAUCGGAACGAUCGGCCAUGUUGAUCAUGGGAAGACGACGCUAACAGCGGCCAUAACGAAGGUUUUAGCUACAGACGGUCGUACAGAGUUUAAAUCAUAUGCAGAUAUAGACAAAAGCCCUGAAGAAAGAAGAAGAGGAAUUACUAUCAAUGCUACCCAUGUGGAAUAUGAAACAAACAACAGACAUUACGGUCAUGUUGACUGCCCUGGGCAUGCAGAUUAUAUUAAAAAUAUGAUUACUGGUGCUGCACAAAUGGAUGGAGCUAUCCUCGUUGUUUCUGCUUAUGAUGGAGCUAUGCCGCAAACUAGAGAGCAUAUCCUCCUUUCUAAACAGGUUGGGGUGCCUCGUUUGGUGGUAUUUCUGAACAAGAUGGAUAUGACAGAAGAUAUGGAGUUGGUGGAGUUGGUGGAGAUGGAGGUGCGAGAUCUUCUUUCUCUUUAUGGAUUCCCUGGAGAAGAAACUCCUAUUGUUAGGGGUUCAGCGCUGAAGGCACUCAACGGAGAAGAAGGCGAAUACGGAGUCAACGCAAUACGCGCACUUAUGCAGGCUUGCGAUUCAUUUAUUCCUGAGCCGGAGAGAAAAGCAGAUCUGCCGUUGGUGUUGCCAGUAGAACAAGUGCUUUCUAUACCGGGCAAAGGGACGGUAUUGACAGGGCGUUUAGAACAGGGGACACUUAAAGGUGGAGAGACAGUGGAAAUCGUCGGUCUAAACCCUAAACCCCUCAAAGCGCAAAUUGCUGCUCUCGAAAUGUUCAGAAAAACACUCGAUGAGGCGAGAGCUGGAGACCAGGUAUUUAAAAAGUUUUCUGCAAAUGUUUAUGUCUUAAAGGAAGAAGAAGGAGGGAGAAAGAAACCCUUCUUCACUUAUUAUCGGCCUCAGGCAUUCAUUAGGACAGGAGAUAUGGCCUGCACCAUUACUUUACCAGAAGGAAAAGAGAUGGCUAUGCCAGGAGACCAACUCGAAGUAGAAGUGGAGCUGCUGCACCCUCUUCCUCUCGAGCAGGGUCUGCGCUUUGCUCUGAGAGAAGGAGGGAAGACUGUCGCCUCAGGCGUCGUCACCAAGACCAUCAGCUGA